CCGUGUGUGCGGAAACUCGCACGGGCUAAUCAGGAAGUAUGGGCUUAACUGCUGUAGACAGUGCUUCCGCAGCAACGCAAAGGAAAUCGGAUUCAUCAAGUACCGUUAAAGAUCCGGUGUUGCUUAUGCAGUUGCUGUCAUUUGGAUUUUUGUUUUUAAAAGCUUUUGAAAUGUUGUACUGGAUCUUAUAAAUGCUUUAUGAUUUCCUCGUUGAACAAUUGAGCUUUCCUUGUUUUAUCAAAUUUUUUGGUUCUACUACAAUAUGAUUAUCUUUUAAAUUUGGAGUUUCUCUUUACGUGGCUUCCGUAUUGGUUGAUUAUUAUCAGACAGGAACGAGAAACAAUAAGUAAUGUCCAUUUCAUAUUUGUAUAGAAAUUGGAUCUCAGUAAGUAAAAAAAGUAGGCACACUAAGUGAGAAAAUUUAGUCGUCAUCUUCACUCAGUCUCUUCUUUUUCACCAUAAUCAAACCGAAAGCUUAAAUUACCGAUUCAAACCGAACUAUCUGAACAAGCAACACUUGGAACAAGCUGAACCAAACCCAACCAAAAAAAAUACGCAAUGAUGCAAAUAGAAGUGGUUUGAGUAUGAAAUGAGCAGCAGCUAUCAGAAGACGCUCGAUUGGCUUUCGUCACUCACUCUCCCGAGGAAAGAUGAGCGUCACUCUUAUGGUCGCAGACGCCGUCUGGUCGAACAUCGAAUCUACCGGCUCAGUGACUGAAGAACAGCUCUCAAUCUUGCAUUUGUUGUUUGGUAAGAAUCUUGAGAAAGCGACCAGAAUCAUCGACAAGAGAGGCGUCAAGAAAAUCUCUGGCUUACCUAGUGGAAGACACAUCUUUCAGGUUGUGGGAGAAUCUCAAAAGAGGGAAGAGUAUCUCUGCUUCCCAGGAGAUUACUGUGGAUGCUAUUCUUUCUUCUACGAUGUUGUUAGCAGAGGAGAGCAACAAUGUUGUAAGCAUCAAUUGGCUGCGAGGCUGGCUUCUUGUUUGGGUACAUACAGCGAAAUUGAGGUCUCAGAUGAGCAUCUUGCCGUGAUGCUUUCAAAGAUCUGAAUCUUUCAAUGUAUUUGUGAAAUUGUGCUGCAAAGUUUUCUCUGAAGAAGACAUACAAGAAGUAUUCAUGCUAGCCAACCCUCCUGUGACAACAAAAAAUCAAUGUUACAAGAAAAUUAAGAGCUUAAUCCUAGUGGGAACCAAAAUUAUGGAUUAGUUUUCUUUUCUUUCAAUUUAUUGUUUUUUCUUUUGUGAAAUAAUUCUUUUUUAUAAAGAUCAGUGUGUAUGGGUUUAAAUUU
This is a messenger RNA of Raphanus sativus (radish), 1288 nucleotides long. RefSeq lists its product as uncharacterized. Bases 651 to 1049 code for a protein of 132 amino acids. Lineage: Eukaryota; Viridiplantae; Streptophyta; Magnoliopsida; Brassicales; Brassicaceae. The transcript has 6 exons. Gene Ontology annotation, cellular component: Shu complex. Gene Ontology annotation, biological process: double-strand break repair via homologous recombination. The record is from RefSeq and is a predicted model, not a curated record.